Empidonax traillii (willow flycatcher) is the source of this 2308-nucleotide messenger RNA. RefSeq names its product BLOC-1 related complex subunit 6 (gene BORCS6). Gene Ontology annotation, cellular component: BORC complex. Gene Ontology annotation, biological process: lysosome localization. The record is from RefSeq and is a predicted model, not a curated record. The transcript has a single exon. The coding region runs from base 405 to 1001 and encodes 198 amino acids. NCBI's taxonomy places the organism in Eukaryota, Metazoa, Chordata, Aves, Passeriformes, Tyrannidae.
UGUUGUUACCCGGGCGGGGCCCGCCCCCUUCCGCCUCCGCGCCAACCGCCGCGCGCCGACGGCGCGAGCACCGCCCUCCACCGCCGCGCGCCGCCAAUUGCGGCGGAGCAGCGGCCUCUCCGCCCCCGCCCCGGCCAAUCCGAAGAGACACAAACACUCGGGGCCACGCCCUGUCCCGCGGGCCGGCCAAUCACGGGUGGGCAUGGCCGGCGGGCCCGCCCCGGUCUCCGAGUCACGGGCUCUCCGUGCGCGGCGGGCGAGUGGUGCCCCGCCGGCCAAUCGGUCUGCGCGCAAACAGCCUCGGCCCCGCCCCCGCGCGCCCCGCAGCCAAUCGGCAGGGACGUAAACAGGCGGCGGCGCGCCCCCGGUGGGCGGGGGCAGUGGUUGGGCACGCGUCGCCCGCCAUGGUGGAGCCGGGCUCGGCCGCCGGGCCGUCGGAGGGGCGGGGGCGGGACGAGCGGAGCCUGGAGGCGCUCAGCCUGGCCGCCGGCGGCGAGGCGGCGGCGGCGGGGCGGCAGCUGCCGGAGGGUCGGCGGGCGACGCUGGCGAGCGCCCUGGAGCUGGAGGGCACGGUGCUGCGCGAGGGUCGCCUCACCCAGUUCGUAGCCAACAACCUGGAGCGGCGGAUCCGGCUGAGCGGCGCCCCGCGGGGUGAGCCCUCGGCGGGGGGCGGCGGGUCGUCCAUCCCCGCCAUCGACCCCGGGGCGCUGCAGGACGUGGUGGCCCUGGCCGGGCAGGUGGCGGCGCAGGUGGACGAUCUGCUGCGGAACGUGCACUGCGGGCUGCAGGCGCUGACGGCGCUCAGCGUCGGCUGCAUCCAGACCUACCGCGACGGCGUGGAGAGCCUGGGCGAGGCGGCCGACCUCAGCAUCCGCGCCAUGUACGCGCUGGUGGCGCGCUGCGAGGAGCUGGACCGCGCCAUGCAGCCCGUGCCCGCCCUGGCCAAGCGCAUCCGCGACAUGAAGGGCACCCUGGAGCGGCUGGAGGGGCUCUGCAAGUAGCUGCUCCCGCCGCUGGGGCUGGACGGAGAAGCGCGGCCUGGCCGCUGCCUCCGCCGUGCCGGCAGCGCUGGGGGGCCCGGCCCGGCGGGGACUCGCCCUGCCCGGGGCUCUGGGGCUGCUGCUCGCCCUGCCCGCGGCCCCUUCUCGCACGGCCCUCAGCCCCCCCCGCACAUCCCGCUCGCUGCCCCUGUGCGUGACCGGCCGCGGCAGCGGCCGCAUCGCUGCUGUCAGUCUGAAGGAAGCGAAGUGUUUCGACCGAUAAAGGAAAAGGUCCUAGUUGAAAUCGCGGGGCAAAUGGUAGAUGGUGCUUUCAAGCUUCAGCUCCAUUAAAGAAUUUGGAUUCCACAUGCCUUAUGCUUUCUAUUUAUUGAGGGCUAGGAAAUACGAAUCGAUCCUAGUUAAAAGUAGCUGUAAAAAUUCUUUUUUUAAAAUACAAGAUUCGAAAUUGUUGUGAAUACUUGCUUGACGCUUACAGGCAAACGUGCUUAUUUGUAGCUGACUUGGUGCCUGACAACUCACUUCUGCUGUUGCAGCAAAAUAGACAAGCAGAACGCUACUUUUUCCUACAGGACACAGUUGUAAGAGAAGAUAAGAGGAAAUGUAAUAUGUUUAUAACAAAGACGUUUGCCUUCUGAGAAUAAUAUAAAAAACGUGGAAUAAAUGAGAUUCAGAUAAGAACGAAUCCAUAUGCAAAGUUCUAAAUAAAAGCCUUCAGAUGAAAUAUGCUUUGUUUCUAUUAGUCUACAGUUUUCACAGUGUAAAAGUUUAAAUGGCAUCACUGUGAAAUGAUGCUAUGAUUUUAUAGUUUGCUUUUUGUUGUUGUUUCUUUUCCUUCCAAUUGGGAAAAUAUCUGUUUAAUUACAUGAAGAACAUCACACGAAUAUGUGAUGACAUUAUGUGGGUGUAUGACUGACAUAAAAUGGGUACUGUGGGAUAAUUUAUUUGUGUAACUUAAAGCUUUUGUAUAUGCAUGAAGGUGUGCAGAAGUGAUUUUGCUGUAUCAGUAAGUGUUUCCUUUGAGACCUGAUAGUAGCCAAAUUAUCUGCUCACUAUGGUUCCUAUGCAACAAGCCACUUAGAUGAUGCUCUUAGCAAUCCAUUUAGUUCACAAAUGUCCCUGCAACAAGAUUUCAGCAGAGAAACAAUCACUGUGAUAUUACAUAUGUAUAAUGGUGCUUUUGGUUACUAGCAACUCCUAAAAAAACCUCGGAGAGCAGGUUGCCAAAAAUACUAUUCGAGUCCUGUAACUUUGGUUGAAGAGCAGGUAGGUUUAUGAUAGGCAGAGCUGCUACCCCACCGUGAUCUCAU